Schistocerca gregaria is the source of this 6443-nucleotide messenger RNA. RefSeq lists its product as uncharacterized. Bases 1053 to 3002 code for a protein of 649 amino acids. The record is from RefSeq and is a predicted model, not a curated record. The transcript has 8 exons. NCBI's taxonomy places the organism in Eukaryota, Metazoa, Arthropoda, Insecta, Orthoptera, Acrididae.
GUACUGCGAGAGAGGCGCCGCGGCCGAGCUCAGUCUGCCGACAAGGCGCGCCCCGGGCACACGUCCCAGUAGCAGCCAGGCCGUCUGGACCACCCCGCCUCUCCGACAGACUCAACAACCCGACGCACGUCCACUCUGCUGAAGCGAAGAUAAGGAAGAGAAAACGAAGAAAACAGUCCCGAGACAUCGCCUAGCACUUACCGGCACUUCAGAAACCACAGUGAGACUAGAAAGUGGUUUUAAUUAACAUACCACACGCAAAGCUUGCGUAAUCGGCUCGGCUUUCUAAAACGCGACCAAAGCUCUGUCGCAUGCAAACCAUACCGGGAGCAGAGUAACAGCACAAAAAAAGUAAUUUAGGAAACGAAGCAAGGGGAGAAGAAAAAGUGUGUGUUUGAAAGGGAGAGGAAAGAAAAAAAAAGUGAAAACAUCGUUAAGUGUCGCAAGAAACACGAAAGUUUUGUAGACGCUUUCUUUGCAACGUCCGAGAUCCGUUAGCUCACAAACGUUGGCACGCCUGCUGCCGCCUUCUUAGGCCAGACAGUCGUCUGUUUUCGCAAUCUGCGGCAUUCGGCACCGCCGACAAAAUUUCGCGACGGAAACACAGCUAAACGUUGCUUACAAGCAAUAUCCUGUGCGAUUUCCGUCACGUUCCCUUCUGAAAGACGAAACUUCAGCCUGUCGUGAAAUAAUUCGCAAGAAUCAAGUUUCAAACUGCAAGCAAAGCUACUGCACAGCAGAAAGUCAUUCAUAACUGUUCCGUUAGUAUACUGAUAUAACAAGGAUUCAGACAUUACUAUCUUUAUUAACAAUGGGAACAGUUUUCUGAAGGAAAGGCGUCACCUUCAUGUUUACAUCAGAAUUUCUUAGUGCUAUAUUUCUCGACAGUGGAUGGAUAUUAAUGUGAAGUUAUAAAGAGAUACAAACAUUGUCUUUUUUUCACUAAACAAACAGAAGAAUAGAGAAUACGCUUGGGAAGGGACAAUAUUGUUUAUAUUUCGACAAUACUACUAAGUGAAGCCAAACAUUAGCAUUACAGACAUUCCACUCCAAUGGAUCCAGAGAUGUUAUUGCAACUGGCGCUGCUAGCGGCGACAGCGCUGCUAGUACCGCGCCCCGCCACUGGCGGCGCUGUCAUCAGCUCUUCUCCAGGAUGGAGACCCAUUCCAGACCCAAGCCCCGGCAUCGGCCUGACGUUGGGUUCUGCAGCGCCUGCAGUAUCCUACCAGAACUUGGUCAACAAGAUAUCCACCCUGGACGGGCCCGAAGGAAUAUCUUCGCCACUAUACGGUGCGAGUCAAGGAUUCGGUGAAGCGGAUGGGGGGCAGUGCGCCCUCUACAAGGUCACAUUCACACAGGACCUUUAUUUCCAGUACAUUCAGUACAAGGCGGACAUCCCAGACAUCCAGCAGUUCACCCUCUGCGCUUGGACCAAGUUCACCAACCACUCUAACGACCACCCGAUAUUCUCGUACGCUGUGCCGAACCAGCCACGGGCCAUCUACGUGUGGGUGUCAUCAACGCAGCGGUCCAACUACUGGCAGAUGUCAGUGAACGGACACACCUUCUACCGGCUCAACUACCCGCUGAGGCUGCAUCGCUGGUACCAUUCGUGCGCCUCCUGGAACAGCCAGACUGGAGAAUUCCAGCUCUGGGUGAACGACGAGAGGGUCGGCAGGGGAUUCCACAACAGGCUGGUGGGCUACACGAUCCCCGGAGGCGGAGUGGCCAUCACGGGCCAGGAGCAGCGCCAGCCCGGAGGCGGCUUCCUGGAGGGCCCCGGAGCGCCGCUGGGCUCUGGAGGCAUGCUGGGCGAGGUGACCAUGGUGUACCUGUUCGGCGCGGCGCUGGCCGCGGGCAAGGCGCACCGCGACCACAAGCACCACCACGGCAACCACCACGAGGACUACCCGGCCAACGGGCAGUCGCCCGCCUCCGCCACGCCGCCCCCUCCGCCUCCGCCGCCCCCGCAGUUCAUGCACCCGCUGCUGGUCGCCGGCCAGAUCGCGCCCCGCGGCCAGAACGUCAUCCAGCAGAUCGAGGGUUCGAGGCCCCGUCUGCCCGAGCAGCCUCAGCAGCAGCAGCAGAUCCUCUCAGGAAGCAUCUUCGGUGUGGACGGUCUGGGACUGGGCGGGGACUCCUUCCUGUCCAACAAGGCCUUCGAGGGGUCCCUGCUGGAGGGUGGCGCCGUGUCCAGCCACAAGCUGUUCAAGAGGCAGCAGGAGCAGCAGGCGCUGCACGGGGACUCGGACGCCAAGGGGCUGGACCUGGAGGACGGCCGCCCCACCACCAGGAGGAGCAGGGAGCUGCACGUCGCGCCCGUGUCCGAGGACCCCGACGACGAGUACACCACGCCCAGGUACAAGGCCAAGAUGCCGCUGAAACUCAGCAAGAAACUGUGGGCCACCUCCAGAACGUCCAGCUCUGCUGAAGAGGCACCCACCAGCAAAGCCGACAGCCCCACGGAGAGUGUCGACAGCGAGCCAGUGACCAGCAUUCCCAACAAAAAGGUGGCAGACAGGGCGAGGAAGGUCUCUGUGACCAAGAGGGCCACCAACGGGCCAAAGUCUGCAGCCGAGGCCUCCGACCUCGAGGAGGAGGUCCUCGCAGAGGCUGGAGGCGACACCAAGAACUCCCACACCAGCAAGAGGGGCGCCCUCCUGCCCUCCGAUGACCUCUUCCUGAGCUCCAGCGCCAGUCUGCUCAGCCAGCCCAGUUCCUCGUCGGUGCUGUCGGGCUCGUUCGCCUUCAGUAAGCUGCCUGUGGAGGCGGCGCCAUUGUUGCUGCAGCCUGGGACACCUCCUCCAUUGUUGGAGCCAGAGGCGGAGCCCUACCCCCGAGAGCCUGCCGAGGGGGAGGUGGCCGAGGUGAUGCGGGUCUGCUCGGGGUGCGACCCCGAGCCGUUCAAGGCAGCCGCCAUCAUCUCGUGGCGUGCCACGCCCAAGAAGGUCUACUCUGGCGCACUCUACUCGCUGGCCAACCCACAGUGCAGGAAGUUCUGAUCCUCUGCAUUACAGACUCUGUGACAAUGUGAUGCGGGGCUGGAAUUGCAUCCACUGGUUUCGCCUUGUGAAUGGAUGGUUUAUUGUUUGUGUGAAGAGGACUUCUUGUUCGUAUAACUGGAAAUAAUAGUGAAUUCUGUGUAUGUGCAUCUACUUGAUCAUUAUCAUCUGCUGCACAUUCUUGGAAAUAUGGGAGGGGAUUGUUGCAUAGUGUUGGAGAGGGAUAUAGGCUACUAUAUUACCGAGUAAGUUGGUCACCACAUAGUCGCGCAGCAUGUACAAACUGUUCUGUACACGGGGAGGCAAAGAACACAGAAGUACAAAUUGAGCCACCUGUGUAUGCACUGCAUUCCAAACUGUCUGCUGCAUGCUCAGGUAAUGUACACACAGCUGCAAAUUCUUUAGUGCACAAUUGAAAACAGGCUGCACAGUCAGGUCUGUCUGAAUGACAGUGUAAACUGUCUGCUGCACAGUCAGCUUGUCUGCAUGAUAGUACAAACUGUCUGCUGCACAGUCAUGCUGUCUGCAUGACAGUGCAAACUGUCUGCUGCAUGCUCACAUUGUCUGCAUGACAGUGCAAACUGCCUGCUGCACAUUUAAGUUCUCUGUCUGACAAUCCAAACUGUUUGUGAGGCCAUCUGUCUGACAAUGCAAACUGCCUGCUGUAUUGUCAGAUUGUCUACAUGACAGUGCAAACUGUCUGCUGCACAGCCAGGCUGUCUGCAUGACAGUGCAAACUGACUCCUGCACAGUCAGGCUGUCUGCAUGAAAGUUCAAAGUGUCUGCUGCACAGCCAGGUUCUCUGCAUGACAGUGCAAACUGUCUGCUGCACAGUUAUGCUGUCUGUCUGACAAUGCAAACUGUUUGCUGCAUAGUGAGGCCAUCUGUCUGAAAAUGCAAACUGCCUGCUGUACGGUCAGAUUGUCUAUGUGACAGUGCAAACUGUCUGCUGCAUAGCCAGGCUGUCUGCAUGACAGUGGAAACGGACUCCUGCACAGUCAGGCUGUCUGCAUGAAAGUUCAAAGUGUCUGCUGCACAGCCAGGUUCUCUGCAUGACAGUGCAAACUGUCUGCUGCACAGUUACGCUGUCUGUCUGACAAUGCAAACUGACUGCUGCAUGGUCAGGCUGUCUGCAUAACAGUGCAAACUGCCUGGUGCACAGUCAGGAAGUCUCAAUAACAGUGCAAACUGUCAGUUGCACAACUGGGCUGUCUGUGUAGCAAUGCCUAUUGUCAACUGCGCAGUCAGGCUGUCUUCAUGAAAGUGCAUACUGUCAGCUGCACAGUCAGGCUGUCUGCAUGAAAAUGCAUACUGUCAGCUGCACCAGUCAGGCUGUCUGCAUGACAAUGCAAACUGUCUGCUGUGUACUCGGGCAAUCUGUGCAGCAGAGAUAACAAUUCCCCACACUAUUGCACAGUUUACAAAUUGUUACAAUAUUUUGACUGCAAUAGGACCAGAGCCUGUCCACUGCACUAUUGUGCCACCUACACAAGAGCAGAAACCGCCCAAUAUCCCACAGUCUGCACCAUGAGUACUAUCCUGGAAUGUUCACAAUAGUGCAAAGCAUCACCACAAACCUGUGCAGUCAGUUUGAUCAUACCAGCAGUCUACUGAACAACAGCGAAAAUUAUCCACUGCCCCAUCACACUCCACAUCUUGAACCUACACAAUAACACAAAUUGUCUUACGCACAAUUGUGCUAUCUAUACAGUGGUGCAAAUUUCUCUCUUCUAAACGGGGGGCUUUGUGUAAAUUGCUACUUACAGCUGUGCAGAUGGGUAGAAAGACAAUUACAUGAGUGUACAGAAGCACAUACGAGCCACUGCAUGGUAUACAAAGACAUUCUGUACAAUUGCUUAUGAAUGGUGGGCUCCAUGUGGUUCCCAAGUUGUGCAGCAACCGUAAACCAUAAAAUUACCAAAUAAGCAGCAACCAGUCGCAAAAUCAUGUUUUAUUUAUUUACUUUUGCAUAUCGAUUUCAACUGAUUAAUAGCUUACUUGUUCCUAGUCCAUAUUACACAUAAUUUUUUGUUCAGUUAAAUCAAAUGCUUUGUAAUCCACAAAAAACCUGCCUAAAGCGAAGUGUACAUGUUCACCCUUUAUGAAGUGCACAAUUAAUUUACUUUUACGUCCACUGCUGUAAACAGGAUGCAGUAUGCCCUAUAUAUAAACAUGAUUCAGCUGAAAUGAGGGAAAAACUACAAUGACAAGUAGAAGACAAUAAAAAUCUUUGUGACCUCUCAUGUGAUAAUUCACCUGAUGACAUCUACAUCCCCUGUUGAUUCCUCUGUUUCUAGUUUCACACAAUUUUUCCUUCAUUUCACGUAUGUCCCUUCCCAAUAUCGCCAUGAUGAUGCAGUGACCGCUAGCAAUUGUUACCAUAACACAUUCGGUUUAUAUUCAUCUGUAAUCAUCAUCUUCAAUCAUUAUUUUGUAUCUCAUCUAUUAAUUGUUCCAAACUUUGGAAGUAAAUGUUAUUUCUUAUUUAUUAAACCAUUUUUUGUGUUACGAUGAAUUUUUAUUGUCGAAGUGUUAACUUUACUAGGGGAUUUUUAUAAAUGUGUAUUUUGUGUAAUUUUUCUACAAACACAAAGGCUUGAGCCAGUGCCAACAUGUCUGUUACACCUCUAACGACGUUUGGUUGCAGUUUCUAGUGAAUGAUACAAUCUACAUUUACAUUUGUUCUACAGGAAGAUAUGUGAAACGUUUCUACAGUAGCAUGGAAAAUUCAGAUACUUCAGUUACCCUGUUUCAAAUGAUGAAUACUCAUUUUCAUACUUAUGUUACUAGCGCUGUGGUUGUGUGUUCGAAUCGAAAUUACAUUCAUUUAUCGCGUUUAAAAUCUUAUUGUAAUGAGAAAAGCUGCCCAUAGUUGCAAAUAUUAAGUGCAGUUUUGCAAUAAUUGCACUGCAACACAUUUUCUUUAUUAUCUGUUUUGACAAAAAAUAUCUUUCGUGUUGGCUCAAGACAAUGGCUUAGGCUUGAUAAUGGGUCUUAUAGAAUAUCAGUGAAGACAUAAGUUGUCAUUAUUCCUUGUUCACCUUUCUAAUUUUUCGUAUAUUUUACUUAGAGUACUCAAAUUUGAACUCGAUUCAGAUCAUGCAGCCACUGUCUGACAGAUGUAAAAGGCAUCACCUGAAGAUGAACACCAACCGCUGGUAAUGAUUUAUGUCUUUAUUUUACUAAAUUUUUACCUUCAUAGUCUAAAUACAGUUCUGUCCUGGCUGAUGUGAAAAGAAUUAUUCAAUUUAUUGAUGACUGAUAUUUUUCUCCUGUAAUUCUUUCCUUAGUUUAAAUUCCAAUUUAUUUUGUAUAUUUAAUGUGUGAUUGGAAAUCAGGAAGCUUUGUACUAGAUAUGAAUUUCUUAUAAUAUACUGUUGAAUUGAAAACAAGAAAAAAAUUGUUGUACGAAUAAAGACAUAAAUAAACGAUUACAGUAAA